GAAAUAUGUCUUGCACAAAUGCUUGCAAUUUAUUAUCAUAAAUCAACUGGAAACAAUCAUUCGUACACUGGAGAACCUUGUGAUGAAGGAUAUGAAUAUUUUUGUCAUUUACCAUCCAAACAAAUACUUUAUUAUUUGGGAUUUCGAGUAGAAGAAUCAUGUAUGAAUAUGUAUACAUUACAAUUUAAUGCGUAUCAAACACUUUCUAAUGAUAGUAUUUUAACUUGUAUUUUAC
This is a messenger RNA of Entrophospora candida, 235 nucleotides long. The record is from the annotation of a GenBank genome assembly. NCBI's taxonomy places the organism in Eukaryota, Fungi, Glomeromycota, Glomeromycetes, Entrophosporales, Entrophosporaceae.